ACAGACCUUGAGGGAAAGUGGCAGCAUCUCUGCGGCUUAAAACAGGAGAGAAAAUAUGAAAGACUGAGGAUUAUAUGAUCUUCCUUAACAUUCAGCAGCACUCUGAACUGUUUACCUCUGGAUUAGCAGAUUUUUGUCAUUUCUUUGUCAAUUGUUUCCUCCAUCUUUCUGGAUCUUUCAGCAUCUUUUUACUUUCAGUAGCUUCCUGUUUUGCCCUCUUGUUUCUCGCACACUGUCUCUUGCUCUCUGUGUCUUUCUGAGCUCAGUUUGAUGAGAUGAGAAGCCUCAGUGCUAGGAGUUAGCAUUAGCGUGAGUAAGCGAGCUGGACAGGAGUGCACACACACGCACUUACACACAUACACACACACACACUCUCACAGAGAGGGAGAGGAAGAAAAAAUAACGAGGAGAGCCAGGACGGGGGCUGUGUGCAGAGGGAGGGAGGAUGCUGUUGCCCCCCAGGCUGAGGAAGGGGGGCAGCAGGUCGGUCAUCACCUCCCUCACCACCAUCACCGAGGAAGAUGAGGAGCAGCGGAGCCGGUGCAAGAAACGCAGGAGAGGAGAAUCUGACUCCCAUCUCCAAGGCUAUGAGAAAAAACCUUUAAGUCGGCCAGACUCCACAACCUCAGGACACAACACGUACGGUAUAUCCAGUUCUGCAGAUGUACAGAAUAGACCAGAAACCCUGGUUCUCAAACCCGAUGACAGACAGAGACUGGCUCGAGAGAGGAGGGAGGAGAAAGAGAAACAGAACGCUGUGCGAGAGGCUCAGUUAUUGGAGCGUGAGGAGCGAGCAAGGCAGUACUAUGAAAAGCAGCUGGAGGACAGAAGGAGGCACCUGGAAGAGCAAAGGUUUAAGGAGGAGAGGAGGCGAGCCGCCGUGGAGGAGAAACGACGUCAGAAGCUAGAAGAGGAGAAGGCUCGCUAUGAGGCUGUGGUGAGAAGGACCUUGGAAAAGAGUCAGCGAGUCAGACCGAAGCAGAACCGCUGGAGCUGGGGAGGAACCCUAAACUCCAGCACCUCGCACAACAGCGGUAAACCCACCGCAAUAAACACCAGCAACCACCAGUACUACACUUCUACAUAUGCUGACAGAAGGUCAAUCUCCACCAUGAAUCUGUCCAAGCACAUAGACCCAGUCAUAAACAAACGUCUGUCUUCAUCUUCUGCCACACUGUUAAACUCGCCAGACCGAGGCUUACAGAAGCAGACGUCCUUGUCCUCCUCUUGCUUAGUAACUAAAGUACCGUCUAAAGCUCGAGUGUCCAGAGAGAAGAUCCAUCAGGACAGACCUGCAGGUAUACGUCGUUUGCCUCUAACCCCAUGGGAGAACAAUGUAGUCACUCGCUUACAGACACCAACACACUCAUACCUGGCCAGAAGUCGUAGUGCUGUGUGUCUGUCUGGAGAAGCAGUGACCCCCGUUUGUCCUCGCUCAGCCUCCUGUCACCAAACGAGCUCACUGUCCUUCAAGGCCAUGCAGUCACGCAGCGCUGAGCGACCAAUCAGAGCCGGCCUCAGCCUUGAGCGAGCCAUCAGAGCCGGGCCGGAAGGAACCCCGUGUAGGAAGGCAACCCAGAAUAUGCCGACUGAUAGGAAGGAUAAGGACAAUGUGCGCAAGUCCUGGAGUAAUCUGUCGUGUCCCACUCCAACUCUGAACCUUGCCACCACAAAGCGAGCUCCCUCUCCUGGCAGCCAGCGCACUAAAUUAAACCAACCAUCAUCUGCCAGGAGUUCCACUAAACCACCGUUGAAGUCUCCCAUGUCCAGAAGAUCCAGAUCUCCACCUCCACCAUCUUCCAUGCCCUUAUCUCCUAGCAACCCUUCUCUGUUGCCUGGUAACCUGCGCCCCAGCCGGGGUAAGCCAGAGAGUCCGAGAGCAAGUCCAGAGGUUGUGAAAAACCUGAAGGAGGAAGAAAAGGCCAAAAGAGAAGAGACAGAGGGCAGCAAGGAAGAGGAUGAGGAGGUGGAUAAAGAGAAGAGGGAACAAAGUGAGAAAAAAGCAGCAGCAGCUGAAAUCUCCACACGUAAAUCAGAGUCCAAUGGUAUUGAGAGGGUGACGAGUCCUCCAGCAGUCAGAGUUAGUGCAGGAACCACAGACCCAGAGGAGGCGUCUCGACUGCUGGCUGAGAAACGACGACAGGCCAGAGAGCAGAGAGAGAAAGAGGAGGAAGAGAAGAGGCAGCAGGAGGAGGCAGAAAGACGACAUAGAGAGGAAAUGGCACGGAAGAUAGCUGAGGAGAGAGCGAAAAGAGAAGAGGAGGCCCAGCGUCUGGCUGAAGAGAAAAAACACAAGGAGGAAGAAGAGAGACGUUUAGAAGAGGAGAGACUGCAGAGAGAGAAGGAAGAAGCAGAACAGCUGCAGAGACAGAAAGAGGAAGAGGAGGCUCGUCAGCGUGAAGAGGCUGAGCGUUUACGUCACGAGAGAGAGAAACACUUCCAGAAAGAAGAGGCUGAGAGACUCGAGAGGAAAAAGCGUCUCGAGGAGAUCAUGAAACGCACACGCCGUUCAGAUCAGAAAAGCCCCGGUCAGAGUCAGAGGAACGGAGACUUGAGUCAGCAGAAUUCUCAGGAUGCAGUGAAUGUGAUGCCUGGGAUCCCGUCAAUCACCGUCUCUGCUCCACAGAUCCCUCAUGCCACACAGCACAGUGACAGCAACGGACACACUAACCCUGACCUCAGCUUACACACACUGCCCUCUUCUGGACAUGACAUGAGCACAGAAGCCCUUCAAGAAAAUGGCGUCGUCAUGGAGACCUUCGAGGAAGUGAUUGAAGUGCCCAUGGUGACCAAGUUGUCCCGUCAGGAGGGAGACGGAGAGGAAGAAGAUGAGAGGAGGAAGACUCCGCUGCUGGCUUUCAGAGAGAACGGGAGCACACAUGACCUGAGCACAUGGGACCAAAGCCAAGUGCAGCACCAUGCAGGUGAUGCCUGAAACCCUCAGAGAGCAUGACGGGAAACAAAGUGCUGUAUUUUCUCCAUGUAGAUGUCCGGUUAUGUGAAGAGAAAGUAACUAGAACACGCUCUUCUCUUCUCAAGUGGACCGCUCUCUGCAUCCUUGCGCUCCCUGUAAUGCAGCCCCUUCCUUCUGAUCCCCCCCAAACGCUAAAGUGGUAUGUUCCAGGAACAUAGUGGAUUAACGUGCAGUUAGUGUGUAUGUGGAAAACCUGUGGAUUUAAAUAAGCUGUAAAGUCUGAUCGAAUACUUGAAGUUUUUUUUUUGCUUUGUUUGUUUCUGUUGAGGUAAAAUUCAGUAAAGUGCUAACUGUUGCGAAAGCGCCGGAUGACUUAUGACUUCUGAAAUCUGUAGAAACAUCCGGGAAUGGUUCUUAAACGAAGUUGAACGCAUCAUGACUUUUUACAAGAAUGAAGAGAAAGUAUGAAGAAAUAGUAUUUUCCUACUUCUUUCUAAAGCUUUAUUAUACAUUUGCUUGAUUUCGUCAGUGUUGCAUUGGGGAUGAGUCUUCUGUAGAGAUGCACCGAAAUUUGGAGUGAAAAUUCUUGGCCCAAAAACUUUUUUCAUUCACCCCCCCCACUCACUUUUUUCCCCUUUUUCCAAAAAGAGUUCAACAUGCAGAGACAGUUCUUAAUAUUCUAUGAAAGCUGUUAGUGCUAGUGUAAUAGUUUUAUGUUUUUUAUGUUCUCUUCUUGGACCUCUGGAGUAAUCUCCUGCUGAAAGCACAAACAUUAUUAUUAUUAUUAUUAUUAUUAUUAUUAUUAUUAUUAUUAUUAUUAUUAUCAUUAUCAGAUCCUCCAAAAAACAUAUUUUGAUUCAUUUGCUGACUUUUUUUUUUAGCUGCUUCUUUUUAUCAGCUAAAGCUGUCCCGUUUUCAUUCCUUAACGAAAGCAUAUAUAAAUAAUAAAUAAGACCACUUCAGUUUUUAGCCAGGAAUUCAUUUUGGUGCAUCUCUACCUCUGAAGCGAGUGAAGACUCAAUCCAAAAAUCUCACCCACCAAACACUGUCUGAUCUCCUGUCUAAUGCAGCCGGAUUAUAAUUGCCCGCCACGUUCAGAGAGGAUCAGACGGAGGGCAGAGUUUCUCAGCUGCGUGGCAACACAAUCAGUACAUUAAUAAUUAGUCAAAUAACAAGUGAAGACAAUGAAGUUGAAACGCUGCUAUGUGUAACUUCCCUAUGCCUUAUCAGAUCAGGACAUGUGUGUUUGGGUUUUAAGGGCUGAUGAUCACCCUCCACACCACACUUCAUACGCUUUACAGCCGGAUUAGAUCUUUCGAGGUGUUGUCUCAGUUUGCUCAGUGUGUGUAACUGCUCUGGAUCGAGGAUCUGCUCCAGAUUCGCUUUAGCUCUGUGAUGCUGUUGUGAUGGAACACUGAACCACAGAGCUAACACUACUGUAUGAUGUGUUCAGUGGAGCUGCUGUAAAGUUAGAUUUGUCUACAGUAAACACAGAUAUGAUUAUAAAGUACAAAGACUGAAUUUAUCUGAUAAGGAUGAGAACGGCGGAUAUCUGAUAUAAAAUUAAACUGGCAUCUGGACCAGCUAGAACGGAGACCUCGUCAUAACCCAGAAAGCUUAGAUUUAGUUCGGUGGAGUUUCUAAACUCUUUACAUUCAUCCUUUUGUCAUCGUAAUCCAGCCUUCUCUUUCUUCAUUCACAUUCAUCAUUCUCAUCUCCCAAAAGCAGUCUCAUCUGUAUAGCAUGUAAAAAAAAAUAUAUAUUAAA
Hemibagrus wyckioides is the source of this 4681-nucleotide messenger RNA. RefSeq names its product microtubule-associated protein 7b (gene map7b). Gene Ontology annotation, cellular component: microtubule cytoskeleton. Gene Ontology annotation, biological process: microtubule cytoskeleton organization. The transcript is spliced from 19 exons. NCBI's taxonomy places the organism in Eukaryota, Metazoa, Chordata, Actinopteri, Siluriformes, Bagridae. The coding region runs from base 446 to 2935 and encodes 829 amino acids. The record is from RefSeq and is a predicted model, not a curated record.